AUGGGCGAGGAACUUCGAACCCAAUUUGGUGCUACCUGUCACGUUCCCGCUUCGUCUUGGUCUCCGCAGCUUGGACGUAAGAACACGACUCCAAUCACAACGGUCCUAGAAGCUCUUCGUACGCUGGACGUUGUGGGCCAGAAUGCUGAGGCGAAGAGCAUUGGUGCAACGGUAAACGUCCCGUUGUUCGACUUGCUAAGUGACAUGCGUUACACCGAACUGCCAUUUGCCAUGCAAGAUGUGCACGCUGUUUGCAAAGCGUGCAGCCAGGAGGAAUUUGAGGCCAACUGCAAGGCAGACACUCAAGAAUCACGCGAAAACCAAUAUAGCGACAAUUCCUCGCGUUUCUUCGUUGCUCAAUUGGGAAUUCAAAAGCUUCGUAUAAGGCAUAGUUGUGAGUCGAAGGCGGGUGGAUGA
Messenger RNA from Paraphaeosphaeria sporulosa, 417 nucleotides. RefSeq lists its product as uncharacterized. The record is from RefSeq and is a predicted model, not a curated record. The transcript has a single exon. The coding region runs from base 1 to 417 and encodes 138 amino acids. Lineage: Eukaryota; Fungi; Ascomycota; Dothideomycetes; Pleosporales; Didymosphaeriaceae.